AUGAAAGAAUAUUUAAUACUAUUUGCACAAGCUCAUCCAAAUUUCAGGCAGGCAGAAUUAGAAUCACUUGCAAGUAUAAAUAAAAUAUCGGUAGAUUUAUCACAUCAUGACGAGACAAAACCAUUUUUAAAAAUUUCACUAAACAACGAUGAUGAAGCAAAGCAAUUAAUAUCAAGAUCAAUUUUGACAAGAGCCAUUUAUGAAUUAUGGGCAGAGGGAACCACUUAUGAGGAAUUACAUGAGCAAAUCAAAGAAAAUUGUCAAGAUUACAUUGAAAUAUAUAGCCAUUGUUCAUUCAAGUUUCAAUUUGAGGGAUAUAAAGGAAAACAAACCAAUUCAUCAAAAGUAAAAACCAUCGAGUCUUUCAAAUAUCUAGAUUUUAAAGGUAAAAUUGAUCUCAAAAAUGCAGAUGAAACAUUCACAGUGUUGGAGGACUAUGAGGUAAUACAAGAAGGAAAAUCUAAGAAACCCAUAUAUAUUUGGUUCGGUAGACAAGUUGAAUUAAGUGAAAGAACCAAGAAUAAUCUUGUUGAAGUAUUUGAUUUGAAAAAAAGAGGUUAUAUUGGUACUACAUCAUUUGAAGCUGAAUUAUCUUUAGUUACUUGUAAUUUAGCUCAAGUUCAAAAAGGAAGUAUAGUGUACGAUCCGUUUGCUGGUACUGGUUCAUUCAUGGUGACUGCUGCUUAUUUUGGUGGAGUUGCGAUUGGAUCAGAUAUAGAUGUAAGAAUGUUAAAUGGUAAAAAUGGACCUCAAAACAUUAAGACUAACUUCAAAGAUUAUGGUUUAUACUCACAAUUUCUUGAUAUACUAACGAUGGAUUUCACUCAUAAUGCUUUAAGAGAUGAUUUUGUGAUAGAUACAAUUGUUUGUGAUCCUCCAUAUGGUGUCAGAGAAGGACUUAGAGUAUUAGGUGCUAAAGAUGAAGAAAAAGCAGCUGGUAGAGAACAUAAUAUAGUCGAGGGAGAAAUUGCACAUUUAAGAAGAGAUUUUGUAGCUCCUAAAAAACCUUAUGAAUUAUCUGAUAUGUUACAUGACUUGUUGGAAUUUGCAAGCAAAAGAUUACCAAUUGGGGGUAGAUUAGCAUUUUGGAUGCCAACAGCUGAUGAUGAUUUUAACGAUACAAUUAUACCUCAACAUCAAAACUUAAAAUUGAAUUUCAAUUUAGUGCAAAACUUCAAUAAGUGGUCAAGAAGAUUAUUAGUUUAUAUAAAAAUGGAUGAAUCGUAUAUUGGUGAAACAACUGACGGUUUAAAAGAAUUGAAUAUUAAAAAUUUUAGAGAAAGGUAUUUUAAAAAAUUUAGUGAACAAAGUCGGUAA
Molecule: messenger RNA, 1317 nt
Organism: Lodderomyces jiufengensis
Lineage: Eukaryota; Fungi; Ascomycota; Pichiomycetes; Serinales; Debaryomycetaceae
Product: tRNA (guanine-N2-)-methyltransferase
Exons: 1
Coding region: 1-1317 (438 amino acids)
Biological process (GO): methylation
Cellular component (GO): cytoplasm
Molecular function (GO): nucleic acid binding
Source: RefSeq, a predicted model, not a curated record